This is a messenger RNA of Dichomitus squalens LYAD-421 SS1, 2318 nucleotides long. RefSeq lists its product as uncharacterized. Bases 69 to 2168 code for a protein of 699 amino acids. NCBI's taxonomy places the organism in Eukaryota, Fungi, Basidiomycota, Agaricomycetes, Polyporales, Polyporaceae. The transcript is spliced from 9 exons. Gene Ontology annotation, biological process: protein sumoylation. Gene Ontology annotation, molecular function: SUMO ligase activity; zinc ion binding. The record is from RefSeq and is a predicted model, not a curated record.
CCGUCGUCCACCACGAGAGAGUCGCUCUCCUGACCAUCUACGCCCCAUCCGGUACGUCCCCAUCAUUCAUGGAGAGCCAGGAUGUUUGGUCAGACUUCGAGACGCUCCGACACAACGUGAAGCACAACAAGGUCGACCAACUCAAACAGAUCCUGUCCGCCUUCAACGAGGAGUGUUACACGAAUCAUACUAAGACCGGCAAAAAACAGGACCUCAUCGACAAGAUUGUCCGGUCGCUCGACGAGUGGAGGCGGGAGAAUAACAGGGAACGGUGGUCGCGGGCAAAGGCCAUUAUGAAUCGGGUUCGAACCAACUCAUACCACGCUGGUGCCUACAGGCCCAACGGUGACUCGUCCUCCUACUCCCACUCGCACUCAUUUGCCCCUCCGCCACCAACUACAGCCUACCAGUCAGGGAGUUCGCUCUCUGGCGCGAUCCCACGCUAUGAUCCAUAUGCACCUCCCCGACGACCGACACAACCAGCGUCCGUAACACCUACCUCUACUGUUCCCGUGCCACAACAACCUAUGCCUGUCAUCCGCUUCAAGUACUCCCCUUUCUUCAGGAUGGAACGAAUAGUCUCUGCCGUCGUGGAAUGUCCAGAAUCUACAAGCUCCAUGGACCGCCGCUCACAAUCCCUCACCUUCACUAUGCAGCCAGACAUCAUUGCCAAGCUGAACUCUUCCAGCCCCAAGUAUCAGCUCCGACUUUACUGCACGUCGUCCACAUAUUACACUCCGAACGGAUCGUUCCGCUCACCCGGGGCAACCCCAUGUCCGAUUGAAUUCCCACCAACCUGUGAAGUACGGGUCAACGGCACGCAGCUGAACGCGAACCUCAAAGGUUUGAAGAAGAAAGCCGGCACGGCGCCACCCCCUGACCUGGGGAAGCUCGCUCGUCAGACAGCCAACGCGUCUAACCGUGUUGAGAUGAUCUACGUGAACAGCCAGCAGCCCACACCGGCCAAGAAGUUUUAUCUUGUGGUCAUGUUGGUCGAAGUUACCUCGGUGGAUCAGCUAAUCGAGCGACUCAGGAAAGGCAAAUAUAAGCCUAAAGACGACAUUCUUGCAGAAAUGAACAAGGCUGCAUCGGACGACGACGACAUCAUCGCUGGUCACCAGAAGAUGUCCUUGAAGUGUCCGCUGAGCUAUAUGCGUAUCACAACGCCAUGCCGAUCCUCCGCAUGCGUACAUCCACAAUGCUUCGACGCCAUGUCAUGGUUCUCCGUCAUGGAGCAGACAACAACAUGGAUGUGUCCAGUUUGCGAGAAGGUGCUGAACGUUGAGGAUCUCAUAAUCGACGGGUACUUCGAUGAUAUCUUGAAGCACACACCUGAUAGUGUCGAGGACGUGAUCGUCGAAGCCGAUGGACAGUGGCACACUGAGGACAACAAGUUUGCUUCGCCUGUGUGGAAGGCGACUCAUCCUACGGCUCCGCCUGUCAAACCUCCGGUUCCGAAGCGGGCAGCCUCUCCAGUCAAGCAUGCCGCAAAUGGCAUGAACGGAGUGAAUGGCCAAGAGAAGCCUCGUCCUAGUCAAGCGGAGAUUGUCAUCUUGGACUCUGAUGACGAAGACGAAGAUGAAGGUCGGGUCAAACGGGAGCUCUCUCCUUCCACUGACGGCGUGCUCCCUCGACCAAGUCAGUCUAUAGGUGGCUCGCAGCCGUCACGGUCUACAACAGCUCAGGCCGCUGAUAUCAUAGACCUGACGUUGGAUUCAGACGACGAUGAGCCGCCUCCUCCACGACUGUCUGCACCGUCGACGAAGAAGCGGAAGGAAACAGACGAACUGCUCUCUCCUACGGAGCAAAUCUGGAAGAAGUCACGCACGGAAAGCGGCUCCUCAUCUUCAUCUCCAGGAUUUGAUACUCUGGUAAAUAGCAGUACGUUACGCAUGGCAGAGGAAGCGGCUGCGCAGCGGAGGCUGGGAGCACCUUCUACCUCGCAGCCUCGAUAUCAGCCUUCGUCGCAGCGAUCUCCCCCAUACCGUGGGUCGCAGCCAUUCAACCCGCCUGAGCGUCUUCCGCCGCCGCCUCCGCCUCCGCCUACACUACCCCGUCGUCUGCCGUCGUCGCCACACGACGGUUACCGGACCACCUUGCCUCCGCUCGCGUAUACAUCACAGCGCGGAAGCGGUGCGGGAAGCUCUUCACCUACGAGUUGGCGGUGACGGGGGGAUAUAUUUGACGUUGAUUGGCCGGUUAUUGAUGGGUUUUUCUUGCGGUCGUCGCUUACAGCAGUUUGUACAGUGGCUUAUCAUAGAGUAUAAUCGUAGCCUUGUAGUGUUCGCCAAUGGCCAUCGUAAUGUCGAGUGUUUCUU